UUUGCUUGCACAGUCGGAAAUAGGGUUGUCGCGGUAGCUACAGAAAUAGUCGAUUCCCAGUUUUCUCAGUAGCAACGAGAGAGAGAGAGAGAGAGAGAGAGAGAGAGAGAGACAAAACGCCCAGGGAAGAGAGAGAAAGGCCAUUACAAAUUCUGUGAUCGCCAAAGGGGCUUCAAUGCCUCGUCGCUGCGCAGAUUAGUCUCCACGAGCAGAUACCUAUAGAUACAAAUUUUCAGAGUCGAUGGCUCUCACUGCGGGCAAGCUCACCAUUCUGGUUGGUGCAGGCAUUCUUGGUUCAGUUCUUGCAAAAGAAGGACGCGUAUCUGAUCUUGUCUCUGGUGCAUUCAAGAUUGCCUGGAAGCAAAUUAUACGAAAUGAUCAGACUCCAUCGGUUAAGAAACCACAUAACGACACUUUGAUGGCCCAGAUGAACAACCUACGGCAGGAGCUGCAAAUAAUGGCAUCAAGUCGACCCGUUACAAUUGUUACUACAAGUCGAACAGGUACUAGAUAUGGUAUAAUUAUUGUUGUAGUGGUGGUAGGAGCUGGCUACGUUUGGUGGAAGGGGUGGAAGCUUCCUGAUAUGAUGUUUGCAACAAGACGUAGCUUAUCCGAUGCUUGCAGUUCUGUUGGUAGUCAGCUUGAAAGUGUUUAUUCGUCAGUUGCGGCCACUAAACGGGCAUUAUCUUCACAAAUGGAUGGUGCGGAACGUUCUUUGGAGGAAUCUAUAGAAUUUAAUACUAGGACACAACAAGAGGCUAUUGAAGUACGAGAAAGAGCGAAUGCUGUUUGUGAGAAUAUUAGAGAAUUUCAACACGCAGUGCAGACUCUGGAAACAAAAAUUAAUGUAAUAGAUGGGAAUCAGGAUGUGACUGCUAAUGGAGUAUGGAAGUUAUGUGACUAUGCCCUGAACAUUGAAAAGGGUGGAACUGCAGAACGUAUUCAGGCAUCACCAUCCAGUUUUUCCGGGCCAGUUCGUGAACUACCACCCACCUCCCCCUCAUCUUCGGUGACACCACUUCAGCCCUUGAGGCCAGCACUCGAGCUACCCCCAUCUUCAUCCUCAAGGUUGUUUCAGGAGAACAGAGGCAUCUUGGAAGCAGCUGAGGCGUCAAAUCGCGGUGAGGUUUCUAAUGGGUUUCGUGCUCUGGAGGGCACAAACAAAGCGGCUUCCAGUUCUCGGUGGUUUGGGUUUGGGUUUCCAACCUCUAAUACUUCGACAAUCCUAAGGACGCGAAGUGCCACAAGUGGGAUGGUGCAACAGAAACGAUCAACUAGUCAGCAAUUAUGAGGAUCUCUGUAUAGAUCUGCCAUUUAGAAUGUAUUUAUGCGAUAAAUCAUUUGGACGACUCUCUUGUGGGCGGAAAGCCUUCAGCGGUUUAGACUGGUUAGUUUUAGAGAGCCAACCUCAAAUGUAGUUGGUGCCUAGUCCCCUACUCAAAUUCCAUUGGAACGGGACCGGUAUUGAAUUUUGUAGAGCAGUUGUUAUGUGAUAAUAUAAUAUGGUUAUCUAAGAUGACAUUUUUUUUUUGUUACAUUGGGAGGAAAUAAACCCCGGUGUUUCGAUCCUAGGUGCCAAGCAGGGGGAAGACCCAUUGUAAUAUGACAUAAUAUAUGUAAUAACGAUUUUUAGUAUU
Messenger RNA from Prunus dulcis (almond), 1637 nucleotides. RefSeq lists its product as uncharacterized. The coding region runs from base 242 to 1291 and encodes 349 amino acids. The transcript is spliced from 13 exons. The record is from RefSeq and is a predicted model, not a curated record. Lineage: Eukaryota; Viridiplantae; Streptophyta; Magnoliopsida; Rosales; Rosaceae.